UCCGUUGGCAGGAGGCGUGAGCUCUUGCGCAUGCGCAUCCCGCUCUCAAGAAAAGGCGAGGGAGAAGAGGGCGCCUGCGCGGAGAGGGGGCUUCCGGAGGGCGCAUGCGCGAGCACCUGGCUUAGCUGGGCUCCUCAGCGUCGGUCCCCGAGGCGAGGUCUGAGGGACGAAGACUGAAAAAGGACUUUUUUUAUGUCACCCUCAAAAGACAAGCUCAGCAGCUAUGGGUGAAUAUAGCCGCUUCAUUGAUUGGGAUAAGAUGGACUCUACCAUCCAGGACCAGGAUGCAAAGGAACUGACCAGCACCGAAUUUCAAGACCUGAAGCAACUGGCUCGCCAAGGGUACUGGGCCAAGAACCACUCCUUAAGAGCGAAGGUAUACCAGAAACUGAUCAGUGACAUCCCUUGCCGCACCGUGACGCCGGAUGCACACGUCUACAGGGACAUUGUAUUGAAAAUUGCUGGGAAGCGUAACAGCAGCAGCCUUCCGCUUCCAGAAUUUGUAGACAACAGCCUGGUUCCCACUUACUGCCUGAACGCGGAGGGCAUCGGUGCGGUCAGGAAGAUAAUCUCGUGCAUUGCCAGCCAGUUCCCAGACAUAUCAUUUUGCCCCGCUCUGCCUUCCGUGGUGGCGCUCCUCCUUCACUACAGCAGGGAUGAAGCCGAGUGCUUUGAGAAGGUUUGCCGUAUCCUGGCCUGCAACGACCCUUCCAAGCACUUAAUUGAUCAGACGUUCUUGGCUUUUGAGUCCUCUUGUAUGACAUUUGGGGAUCUGGUCAACAAGUACUGCCAGGCUGCCCACAAGCUGAUGGUGGCCGUCUCGGAAGACGUGCUGGAAGUGUAUUCGGACUGGCAGCGCUGGCUUUUUGGAGAACUCCCUCUGACUUACAUUGCUCGUGUCUUUGAUGUUUUCUUGGUCGAGGGCUACAAGGUUCUCUAUCGUGUCGCCCUGGCCCUCCUCAAAUUCUUCCAUAAAGUCAGGGUUGGGCAGACUUUGGAGUCGGACAAUAUACAACAGGACAUCCGUACUUUCGUUAGGGAUAUUGCGAAAUCGGUGUCUCCUGAGAGGUUGCUAGAGAAAGCGUUUGCGAUUCGGCUCUUCUCCCGGAAAGAGAUUCAGCUUUUGCAGAUGGCCAAUGAGAAGGCUCUUCAGCAGAAAGGCAUCACAGUGAAGCAGAAAAGCGUUGCAUCCCCCAAAAGGCAAAAUGUCCACUUGGCCGUUCAUGCAGAAAAUUUCAAGUCUGAAAUUGUUGACGUAAAGAAAAUGAGAGAUAUCUGGUCGUGGAUUCCCGAACGCUUUGCACUUUGCCAGCCUCUGCUGCUUUUCACCACCUCUGAGCAUGGAUGCAGCCUAAGCAGGUUCUAUUCACAUUGCGAGGGACAUGAACCGACCCUCCUUCUGAUCAAAACAACCAAACAAGAGGUAUGUGGCGCUUAUUUGUCAACUGACUGGAAUGAACGUAAGCGAGGAGGAGGCAAGCUGAGUUACUUCGGGACAGGAGAAUGUUUUGUUUUCAGGCUGGUACCUGAAGUGGAGCGCUACGAGUGGGUGAUAAUCAAGCACCCGGAGCUGGCUGUGGCCGGAGUCGAACAAGCAAACAGUUCUUCGCAGAUGUCCGACCCUCCGUCUUCAGCGAGCCUCCCCUCCAAUCCCUCAGACCGCCUCUCACCCUUUCUUUCGGCCCGGCACUUCAAUUUACCUUCCAAAGCGGCCUCCAUGUUUAUGGCUGGGGGUGUGGAAUGCAUCAUCAUAGGAGGAGGUGAUGGGCAGGCUCUCUACAUUGACGCAGACCUCAACCACGGAAGAACGGGGCACUGCAACACUUUUAACAACCAGCCAUUGUGUUCUGAAAGUUUCCAGAUUGCUAUCAUGGAAGUGUGGGGUUUCAGGGACACCAUGAGCAACUGAGCGGGCUGUGAAUUGCAGGGCCAUUCCGAGCCCCCUUCUGCUGCAAGAGCCAGUAGGACUUUGGCACUACAGUCGUGGGUUCCUUUGGGGGUUUAGAAAGCUACCUUUCAGGCCUGGACUGAAAUUUUUUGUCGGGCUAAUCGAUUGAAUCCUCCCUCUGCGCUCCUGGUGCAUAUCCCUGGGAGUGCUCUCCCUCCGACAUAUCGAUGCCCGGCUGCGUCAAAGCUGGGGGACCGCCUUCGGGGAGGCCGUGUGUUUUUGGCAGCUUGUUUGGAAAGGGACUCGGGUGUCUCACUUACCCUGGUGUAGCACAAGGUUCAGAUUCCUGCAAAUGUGAACUCGGGUCCAAAGUGGUUUGCGUACAAUCGGAUCGUAUUAAAUUUCAAAUUUCCCUUUUCCCUCCCAGCUACGGUCCCACUGUUAUGUACCAUGGAGUGUGGGAGAGUCCUGUUGCACUUAUGCACAAUACUCCCAGUGGAACUUUUGAUCUAGAUCAGGCAUGGGACAGCUUGGGCCCUCCUUUUCUCCGGGUGUUUUGGACUGCAACUCCCACCAUUCCUCACAGCCUCAGGCCCUUUCCUUUUCCCCCUCAGCCGCUCAAGUGACCAGAUAAUCACAUACAACGCAGGAAGAUACUCAUACUGAGUCACAUGGGAGAGAGAAAGGUGGAUUCUUUCGUCGUCCUUAUACGAGGGCUAUCCAGAAAGUAGGCUACGUUUUGGAUUUUAAAAAGGACAAAGUUUAGGAUAAAUCAUUUACCAUAUGCAGCUGAAAGACACAUCCCAAAACUACAAUCUCAUGUAAUCCCCAUUUAUAUUUAGCCACGUUUCUUAUAGAUAAAUGAGUUUGAAAAGUACUGCACCAGUAAAUUCCCCGCCUGUGUCCUCAGCUCUUCCCCCUUCUCCCUUCCUGCAGCGGAGCCAAAAUCCUGCGCUGCCAGCCAUGCCCCCAUUGUUGGAAAUGGAGGAGAGAGGCCGCAAAUUUACAGGUGCAGUACUUUUCAAACUCAUUUAUCUAUAAGAAACGUGGCUAAAUUUAAAUGAGAUUUAAAUUUACAUGAGAUUGUAGUUUUGGGAUGUAUCUUUCAGCUGCAUAUGGUAAAUGGUUUAUUCUAAACUUUGUCCUUUUUAAAAUCCAAAGCGUAGCCUACUUUCUGGAUAGCCCUUGUAUAUGUCAUCAGUAAGGGACACUGGCUUAAGCGGCUGAGGGGGGAAAGGACGGGGCCGGAGGCUGUGAGGAAUGCUGGGAGUUGCAGUCCAAAACAUCUGGAGGGAGAGAGGGAGGGCCCAAGUUGGCCCGUGCCUGGUCUAGACCAUUUCAUGAAUCUAUUCCUUUAUAGAAGUCUUUGUGUUUGCGUGUGCAUAUAUUUGCGAUGCCAGCAUAUCUCUUUGUGUACAUAUAUUUGCGAUGCCCGUGAAGCAUUCGUGCUUCGUGUUGUGAAUGAAGGUGAAGCUGAGUGUUUUUGGGAGCGCUCGUUGACCUGCAGUGCCAGCCCUCGGUUGCAACGCCCUGCCGGCUGCUUUUGUGUUUAUCUUCCCGGUUGUGCAUAUCAGGAAUAUCAUUUUUAGGGUUGGGGAGUAGAUUCAGGCAGCUAAAGCCCCAGGCGGUGGAUGCAGGACAAUUUCCCCCUUUGCACCUAUGCGGGUGGUGGUCAUGGAAAUUGAGAGAAUCUUAAGCAACAGUGUUAGUAUUCCGGUGUAUUGAGACUUUGUUGAAAAGUUCAUUGCAGCAGGUUAGAGAAAAAUACCUGAUCAGUCUCUCAAUUAAUUACCAAUGAUGUAUUUCUUCUCCUAGCUGCAGAGGGUGCUGUUUUCUCAGUAACCAGAGCGAUCACUGAACGUCUGUUUACGUAUCAAUAACAUUCCUUUACUACAGGUUGGAGUCUUCUCUUAUCAUAGAUACACAGCCUACCUUGUUAUCUGACUGCGAGAGUUGCCAGUUAAAAGUUUUGAGAAUGGAGGUUGCUUUGCCAUAUCUUUAAGACAUAUCCAACGAUCCGUAGUACUUGGCUCUUUCUUUCGUUAUUAGUAACUGGGUCAUUUUCAAUGCCAAGAGGUCUAAAAUGUAAAAAAACGUUCCCACCAUCAUGUUAUAAUAACUUUAUUUUUAUAUUUUUAUACCCUGCCUCCAUAUCCACUCAGGGCAGCUAACAUGGGGCCAAGCCCAGAUAAUCAUAAUAAAACAGGAUGAAAUACAUACAGAACAAAACAGGCAUCCUCAACGAAAAUAAUAAUAAUUUGAACAGAAUAAAACAAUCAUAUUAAACAGUAAUGUACUGAUUAAAUAAAAGCUACAUUGUAAGAGUGAAAUGUUCUCCAAUUUUGUUCAAAUUUUAGCCGUAGCGCCAGUCAGGUGUUAAACUAAGUUUCCCAAAAUGGGAGGUCUCUCGCUGCAAUAGUUGCUGAUCUAGACCUCCUUAUAGGAAGGGUAGUCAGCAUGCACACAACAUUUAACAAAAUCCCAUUUUUGGGGUCUCAUAAAAUUGAAACUAAAUGUAUAAGAAUGGCUAGGAAAUUGAAAUCCUGUACAGUUUUUUUUCUGCUAAUUCUGAUGAAAUUAAUUUUAACACUAUGGACGCAGAUAAACUGCAUUGAACUGAAUGAUACGGCACUGUAGACUCAUAGAAUCCAGUUCAAUGCAGCUCAAUUGACAUUAUAUCCAGCUAGACAAGUUGACUCAAAGUGUGCAUCCAAAUGUGUCGUGACAAUUUGUGUCUAAUAUUCAGACUGCGACAAUUUCCAUGCAAGCAAAGAUGCGGACUUGACAUUUUGACCAAACAUGAUGCUUGUGCUGGACAUAAUCCUUCCAGAUUUGCAACUAUCCAGCAUCUAUAACCGCCCUGCAGGAUCUCUUCAGAUUUGGCACAAAUAGUAAAAUCUACCAAAGCCAAUUAUGUAAGAAAUGUCUAUCUGAAUAUGCUUGUGAAUAGUUUCAUCUGAAAAGGAAAAUUUUGCUCUACAAGACCGAUACGGUUUUGUUUUGCAAUGCGACCAUUAAAUAUCCAUUUACUCAGGUCCAAGUAUGUUACAUUUUGUGCAUUUAUGCAUCCUCAUGGUCCUGCUACAACACAUCAGUCUUGUAGUCAUCACAAUAGGGGCCAAAAUUUCAAGUCCGUAUCUUCGUUUGCAUGGAAAUUGUUGCAUUCUGAAUUCUGGUCAAAAUUUGGCUCUACAAGACGGAUAUGUUUUUGUUUUGCAAUGCGACCCUUAACCAUCCAUUUACUCAGUAUGUUAUGUAUCACAUGGAAGCCAUCAUCCUCAUCACCAUAGGGCAAAAUUUUCAAGCCCGUAUCUUUGUUUGCAUGGAAAUUAUUGCGGUCUGAAUAUUGGUCAAAAUCUGUUGCAACACAUUUGGAUGUUGCACCCAUAAUAUUAAAAAUUAAUUUCAUCAGAAUCAGCAGAAAAAAAACUGUACAGGAUUUCAAUUGACUAGCCAUUUCCAUUUUAUUAGACCUCAAAAAUGGCAUUUUCUUAAAUAUGGUGCACUUGCGGACUGACCACCCUUCAGAUCGGGGGUCUAGAUCAGCAGCUAUUGCAGUGAGAGACCUCCCAUUUUGAGAAACUUAGUUUCACACCUGACUGGCGCUACAGCUAAGAUUUGAACAAAAUUGGAAAACAUGAUGGUGGGAAGGUUUAGACCACUUGGCAUGGAAAUGUCCCAAUUGGCUCAAACACCGACUUCUGAAACAACAAUGGAAUAGAGACCACUAUCUUCUGCCUCUGUGAUCAAGAAAGGUGGUGGAACCCAUAGCGUGGAUGGUUGCAAGGGCUUGGGAAUUAUUGUCCAAGGGGAAUGUGCACUAGUAGUAUAUCACGUAAUCUACUUCAGCAUAAAUAUCAAGGUGGACGGGAUCAAAACAUUUCCGGUGAUCUGUAUCACACAGCCUGUUCACCUACCAAGUAUUGUUUCUGUCAGUGGCAAUACAUUGAUUCAACCAAUGUAUUGCCGUGUCUUAGGAAUUAAAUCCGUUAUAGUAGUAA
Molecule: messenger RNA, 5889 nt
Organism: Anolis carolinensis (green anole)
Lineage: Eukaryota; Metazoa; Chordata; Lepidosauria; Squamata; Anolidae
Gene: tbc1d24
Product: TBC1 domain family member 24
Exons: 8
Coding region: 224-1909 (561 amino acids)
Biological process (GO): response to oxidative stress
Cellular component (GO): nucleus
Source: RefSeq, a predicted model, not a curated record